AUGUUGCCUAACAGAACAGAAGUACAUGAUGACCGUCCAGAAAAACAACAUAUCACCUUAGGAUUCACCUUGGCAUUGGUCACAGUGGGACUAUUUUGCCUUGGGCUUACCCUGAUCUACGUUUAUAGAAAACGACAGCUCGCUGGCAGAAACAACGGCAGAAACUCUCAUUUCCAAACAGGCAACCGAGGUGAACCAACUGAGUCUAUGGAGAUGAAAAAUAUAAAUGCAAGAGGAAGAGCUUCGUCGUCUCCAGUUGUGAUGCUCCAGGACAAUAUCUUUGACAGGCUGCAUAGGAGAACACAUCUCAAACGUCAGUGUUCAGUGCCUAACAAUCCUGCAAAUAAAAACGGCAGAAGAAGCGCCCAUGACACGCCAUUCGAUGCCCCGCACUAUUGGGAAAUUCCGGACUCUCUCGUAGAUUCCACUCAGCAACCGGCUCCGGGAAAACUUGAUGCUCCAAAUUAUUGGGAAAUUCCAGACGCCCUAGUUGAUUCCGUUCCGAAUUCGGAAAUCGGGACCACUCGGGAAAUCGCCCUCGCAAACUCCACUCGCGACCCGCCAAAAGACGACUAG
Branchiostoma belcheri (Belcher's lancelet) is the source of this 576-nucleotide messenger RNA. RefSeq lists its product as uncharacterized. Lineage: Eukaryota; Metazoa; Chordata; Leptocardii; Amphioxiformes; Branchiostomatidae. The record is from RefSeq and is a predicted model, not a curated record. The coding region runs from base 1 to 576 and encodes 191 amino acids. The transcript has 2 exons.